AGAGAGUAUGAGGACAGCAGGACAGGCCCCAGAGACUGAUCUGUCUGGGACAUGGUGAGAGUGUCAGGAAGAAGACAGAAUCCGUUUCUUUUUCCUUGCCACUGCUCGGAAAAUGAACAUGUCGGCAAAGGUAGUAUUUGGAAAGGGACGGCUCACUCCUCAGCAGCUCUCCUUCACGCUCCCUCAGACAGAUUUCCUGAGGAAAGGCAGCUGGUCGGGAACAGGAAAGAGGAGGAUGUUCUCUUUUUCUUUCAGAUGUCGACUGGGCGUCGUCAGAGGUAGAACCAAAGAUGAAGGACCAUACUCAAAGGGGAGCAAGGAGGCAGGGACAACUGACCAAUCACAUUCGUCCCGGAGGGGCAGCCUUUCAGCAGAAGAAUACAGAGGAGUGACCACAGUGGAACUGAUGAAAAGGGAGGGCAGCAGCCUUGGCCUCACCAUCUCCGGAGGGUCUGAUAAGGACGGCAAGCCCAAAGUGUCAAACCUCCGGCCAGGUGGGCUAGCUGCCAGGAGUGACCAGCUGAAUGUAGGAGACUACAUUAAGUCAGUGAACGGCAUCAACCUGUCAAAGCUUCGUCAUGAUGAGAUCAUCAGCCUGCUGAAGAACAUUGGGGAGCGAGUUGUGCUGGAGGUGGAGUAUGAGCUGCCUCCAAUCGUCCAGACCCCCUCAGGAGUCAUAACCAAAACCACUGAAGUGUGUUUACACAAGGAGGGAAACAGCUUUGGGUUUGUGAUGAGAGGAGGCUUCCAUGAAGACUGGCGCAGGUCUCGUCCUCUGGUAGUUACUUACAUCAGACCCGGAGGUCCUGCUGACAGAGACAGCACUUUGAGGGCUGGAGACCGAGUAUUGAGCAUAGAUGGGAUGCCUUUAAACAGAGAGAAGCACGCAGACGCUCUGACCAUGCUGAUGCAGAGCGGCCAGGAAGCUUUGUUCCUGAUUGAGUAUGAUGUCUCUGUCAUGGAGGCAGUGCAGCAGGCAUCGGGCCCUCUGCUGGUGGAGAUAGUGAAAGGUCCAUCUGCCAGCCUGGGGAUCAGCCUGACCACAACAAUAUACAGGAGCAAACAAGUUAUUAUUAUUGACAAGAUAAAACCUGCCAGCGUGGUGGAAAGGUGCGGAGCGCUGCACGUAGGUGAUAUCCUCCUGUCUAUAGACGGGACCAGCGCAGAGCAAUGCUCCCUGAUGGAGGCCACACAGCUACUAGCGAGCACCUCAGAUGCUGUCAAACUAGAAAUUCUUCCAGCUAGUCAGAGCAGACUUCCUGUCAGGCCACAGGACACAGUAAAGGUGCAGAAGAGCAACCAUCAUCACUGGGACCAAAGCAGCAACUACUGCCAUGCCCCACAUGGCAGCCACAGCAAGACAUGGAGCAGCCCGAGCCACCCACACAACCAGCAGGACCUCUGCAAAUCUCUGGUGAGUGGUGGCUUCUCCCCUUCCUCCACAGCCACCUCAGGCUUCAGCAGCCAGAGUAGCAACACGGUGCAUUGUCCCAUUCCUGCAGCUGCUCCCACCAGCCCACGUAGCUCGACUGGCAAAAGGAGGAACAGGAAGAAGGACCACAAGAGCUCACUUUCUCUGGCAGCUAGUUCUGUUGGCCCAGGGGGACAGGUUUUUCAUGUGGAAACGAGCGAGAUUGUCUUGAGGGGGGAUCCACUCACAGGUUUUGGGAUCCAGCUCCAGGGGGGUGUCUUUGCCACAGAAACUCUGUCUGCUCCCCCAGUCAUUCGCUUUAUCGAGCCAGACAGCCCAGCUGAGAGGUCCGGGCUCCUGCAGGUUGGAGACCGACUUCUGUUCAUUAAUGGGAUCCCAACUGAAGAUGGCACUCUGGAAGAAGCCCAUCAGCUACUCAGAGACUCUGCUCUGGCCAAUAAGGUCACAGUGGAGAUUGAGUUUGAUGUUGCAGAGUCAGUUGUACCCAGCAGUGGCACCUUCCAUGUUAAACUACCCAAGAGGAGAGGAGUGGAGCUGGGCAUCACCAUCAGUGCAAGUAAAAAGCCUGGCAAGUCCCUCAUCAUCUCUGACAUCAAAAAGGGAAGCAUAGCACACAGAACAGGCACUUUGGAGCCUGGAGACAGGCUGCUGGCCAUCGACAAUGUGCGUCUAGAGAACUGCUCCAUGGAGGACGCCAUGAAGGUGUUGCAGCAGGCAGAGGACAUGGUCAAACUCCGAAUCCAGAAGGAUGAAGACAACAUUGAUGAGUUGGAGAUGUCAGGCUCCAUAAUCUACACAGUUGAGUUGAAGAGAUACAACGGACCACUGGGCAUCACAAUUUCUGGCACAGAAGAGCCCUUUGACCCCAUUGUCAUUUCUGGCCUCACCAAGAAAGGUCUAGCAGAGAGGACCGGGGCCAUCCAUAUAGGGGACAGAGUCCUGGCCAUCAAUGGGGUCAGUCUAAAAGGAAAGCCACUGAGUGAGGCCAUCCACCUCCUGCAGAUGGCUGGGGAAGCCGUCACCCUUAAGAUCAAGAAACGAGCAGAACAGUCCGAUGGCCAACAGGCUCCAGACAGAGAAACUGGGUUUCUAAGUGAUACAGAGGAUGAACUGACAGAGUCCAGGAAGACCAGUAAACACUCCGAGAUCUACUCGACCACUGUGCCCAGUAUAGACUCUGCCAUGAGCUCCUGGGAUAGCUCGGGGUUUGACGCAGGCUACAGUAGCCAAGGGACAUAUCUUCACAAAGCAUCUGAUAUCCUGCUCAAUCCAAAUGACUGGAGGCACACAAAGCACAGGAGCCAAACCAGUUCCAGCUCUUUUUGGACAUAUCUUCACAAAGCAUCUGAUAUCCUGCUCAAUCCAAAUGACUGGAGGCACACAAAGCACAGGAGCCAAACCAGUUCCAGCUCUGCAGGUUUAGUCCACCACUCAGCGCUGUAUGAUGGGAGAUUCACUGAGGAUAAGUGGAAUAAGACGCCCGGAUUCGUCAGCCAUGGCACCCUGAACCAGGAGGACAGCUUCUGGUCCCAGGCUCUGCAGGACCUGGCGACCUGUGGCCAGUCAGAGAUUCUCAGAAAGCUGGAGGAAUCCAUGACAGGCAGCUCUCUCAGUCUGUACCUAGAGGAGACCAAGACCAGCGAAGACUCUGUGUUUCAGUCUGAAAUUAGUCCCGUUAAGAGCGACGGAAUCUGUGCUCAGUCUAAGAACAACAGCAACUUGAACUUGUCAACUGGGGCCAGACAUGGACUAUCCAGGGGCAAAGGGGACCCCUGCAAUAUUUUGUCCCCUACAACUCUGGCACUGCAUAAGGUGACUAUAAGGAAGGACCCUGAGAGCCAUGACUUUGGUUUCAGUGUAUCAGAUGGGCUUCUGGACAAAGGUGUUUAUGUCAACAUGAUCCGUCCAGAUGGCCCAGCUGACCAAGCAGGCUUAAAACCUUUUGACCGCAUUCUCCAGGUGAACCGUGUGCGGACCAGGGACUUGGACUGCUGUCUAACUGUGCCCCUAAUCAUGGAUGCUGGAGGCAACCUGGACUUGGUCAUUAGCAGGAAUCCACAGGUGGCAGCAGACACCGGGCUAUUUGACUGUGACAACCCCACAAACUCAAUAUUGUGCUUUCCUGAGCACAGGACCAAUAGUAUUGCCCUGUAAUCACAAAGACAAACACUAGCUGGUGAAACACCAUAGCACUGGGACCUGGGACACACGAGUCGCAUACGGUUACAUUUGUCACAUGCACACACACACAGCAUGUAGGCUUCCUCUCACAAACACAAGCAUCCACUCUGACAGCAACUCUCACGCACAAAGUUACAAGUACAUGUGUUCACUCUUGUUGGGUUUAGUCACUGUGUUCACAAGAUGCAGUUCAGCUCACUCGAAGACUAUUAACCCAGUUCUGUGAAGCGAAUUUUUUCAUUCUACAAAAUAAUGCACAUGCAAUGUUUUAUACACAAAAAACUGACACACAGGGUGUUUGAGGACUCCGGGUUCAAGGCAUGUUAUGUUAUUUCAGCCAUCUUGGCUCACUGCCCUCGUUUCCAGUCUCUCCUCCACACUGCCCGCCCUAGAGAAGGGACAGUGCCUCCAAAUAGACAGAAUGCUCUCUGCUACUUGCCAAGUAUCAUUAACUAUAUUUUAAAGGUCCUUAAAUCUUAAUACCACAAAUGCUUGUGGAGACAUUGUACCCUUUCUCUUUGAAAGCAGAUGUCCUUUGAUGGCUGGAUAGUUGGCAUUGCUCCAGAGAGGCCCCACUGUUCACAUACAAUAUGCAACAUUUUGAAUUUGGUCUAAGACACAUUAACAAAUUUGUUUUCGGUUUCACAUUGUGCACAUUGCAUUAGCAUACUACUCACAUUUUUUUUUAUCAUAAGCUAAGACUUCAAUUUUCCCUUUUUAAUUUUUCACAUUUUACUUCCACUGUAUGAAUCCGAGGCUCUGUGCUAUAUGCGGCAUCACACCAGAAUAAGUUUGUGGUCUGUCACUAAUGCCUCCUUAAGAAUAACAUACUUUCCCAAGCAGAGGAUGAAACGCCAUUCACUUUACAGUGAUGACUGAUUUCACUCCUCAUCUGACUAAAAGGCUCAUUGGUUUGUUCUUCUCUGCAGUAGCUGUUUCCCUACCAGCUUCUCCGAGCAUGUUUAAGCGUGUAAGGCUUGACCUCAGCAAGUAGCUCCUCUUUGACAUAAAGAAAUAGUGGAGUAAUCCAUGUUUACUCCCCUAAGAACUUUGAGUGCUCUCAUUGUUUCUAUAAAGCACUGUGUAUAAAUCUGGCUUCUCUGGAAAUGAGAAGAAUUUGUUUCAUUUUCUUGUACUGGCUGAUGCUAUCGGUUAUGUACUGUCUUAGUAGGAGUAGCCACAGAGACUGACUCCUACAUGACUCAUUCAAUGUUUCUCAUUCUGACUGCAGUCUUCUAUGAAAUGUCAUGUUGCAUACGGAUACCUAUUUUUAAGGGGUUUUUUUAAAUUAAUUUAUUGCUUUGUACCUUUAUUUUACUGUAAUGCAUGAGGACAUGCAGUAUUUUGUUUUUAUUCACAGCACAUACAGUACAUAUAAACUGUGAUACUGAAUGUAGAGCACAGUUUUUGGUUAAAUUCCACAUCUCUGAAUAUGUCUGGAGCCAGUUUAAAGGAACUUGGAUUUAUUGGAUAUUUUUAUUUUUGUUAUUUAAUUUACUAAGAAAUAUUUCUUUUUAUGAGAUUAAAGUUAUGAAACCA
Molecule: messenger RNA, 5152 nt
Organism: Monopterus albus (swamp eel)
Lineage: Eukaryota; Metazoa; Chordata; Actinopteri; Synbranchiformes; Synbranchidae
Product: glutamate receptor-interacting protein 2-like
Exons: 25
Coding region: 113-3586 (1157 amino acids)
Biological process (GO): neurotransmitter receptor transport, endosome to postsynaptic membrane
Molecular function (GO): protein binding
Source: RefSeq, a predicted model, not a curated record